UUACAUCAGCGUUGUUAGGUGGAAUUUCCCCGGUUACGCCGCGUUUCUGCCGAUAGGAUCGGAGCGGAGGCUCAUCUCAUCUCAUCGCAGCGUCUGCUGCCUCCGACACACGGCGACACCAGUGCAGGGAAGCAUGGUAAGUGAGUAGGCGGAUAUGGAUGGAAAGGGCCCGUAUCGGAUCUAUGACCCAGGUGGGAGCGAGAGUCAGGCCAAAGACGAGGCCAGCAGCUAUCGGCAGCUCCUGGAGGAGAACAGUGUCCUGAGAGAGCGUAUGAAAGGCCUGAAGAGCCUGGGAGACCUGCUGGAGGAGUCUCAGACGGAGGCGUCUAAACUUCGGAAGCGCGUAGAGGAACUGGUCCGGGAUAACGAAGCCCUGAAGUCCUCCACCUCCAGCUUUGCCUCCAAUGUUUGUAUGGGAGCGCCUGUUCAGACGGACACGCAAGGUCAUGGGAAGCUUCUCAGUCACCCCACGUCUGCCAGAGCUGACCCCCGUGAUUGUUUGAGUGGAAAAACGGUUCAGCCAGAAGCCACUGAGCCCUCUUCGCAUUUCGAACUGGUGAACAUGGAGGACAAGACCAUCACAGAAACUCAAACGGCUGCAGUCUUGCCCUUGCCGCAGGAAAAUACGGAGCUGGCUAGUCAGCUGCAGCGUCUGGAGAGUUCCUUCAGCGUGUUUGCGGAGGAGUCCAACCCCAACCAGCUCCUGGCACACCUGGGCCGCAUGGCUGUGGAGUUCCACCACCUGUCCUCCAAAGUGCAGAAGAACGAGCAGAGAACUUCACUGCUGCAGACACUUUGUGAACAGCUAAGACAAGAAAACAACGAACUUCGGAAAAAAAUGGAGGAGGACCUUCAGUAUCGAAAUCGUGACUUGGAACAGCUGAGGCAGGAGAAUCUGAAGCUAAGGGAGCAGGUGAAUGGAAGGACGGAGGCAGUCCAGAGUGAGUCGCCUGACCUCAAAGACGAGGCGGCCAAAGAGGAAGCUGUGAAAGCCAAGCUGGAGGUGGCCAUGACUCAGCAGGCUGGUAAAGCAGCAGAGAAAACCCCAUCCAAGACCCUGGACCCAGAGGUGUAUGAGAAGAAGAUCAGGCUGCUGGAGAAGCAGAGGAGAGACGUGCUGGAGGUGAACAAACAGUGGGACAUUCAGUGGAACUCCAUGAAGGCACAGUUUGAGCAGAAGAUCACAGAUCUGCGGCAGCGGCUGGCGGACUCCCAGAAGGCCGUUUUGGAGCUUGAGGCGGAGAGGGAGCAGAGACAGAGGGACUAUGACAAGAAGCUCCUGCUGGCCAAAUCCAAAAUCGACAAUGUGCAGGGUGAAAAGGAGUGUUUGACGUCAGAGACGUGUGAACUGAAGCAGAAGGUUCGGUACCUGCAGGAUCAGCUGGUUCCUCUCACUAAGCAGAGAGAGUACCAGGAGAAGGAGAUCCAGCGCCUUAACAGGGCUUUGGAGGAGGCGCUGAAUCUGCAAUCUCCCUCGGCUCAGUCCGGGAUGAAUCUGGGAGAAGGAGUUCUAAACCUGCGCCAGCAGGAGCUACACACACAGAUCGCUGUGCUCAAAGAGCAGGUGAAAAUCUUCGAGGAGGAUUUCCGAAAGGAGCGCAGUGACAGGGAGCGAAUGAACGAGGAGAAAGAAGAUCUGAGGCGGCAAGUGGAGAGGUUACAGGGACAGAUGACCAAUCUGACCAAUCAGCUCCACCAGGCGCAGAAUGAGUGUCAGAGAGAGAGAGCAGAGCGCUGUAAACUGGAGAGACUGCAGAUGCAGCACAAUAAGCAGGAGGGGCAGCCAGAGAGAAGGACCUCUGACCCCACCUCGGGCUCUGCUAACGGCCCGCUGAGCCCACCCUACUGUGGCCCGUUCGUGCAGGUGGGUCACCAGGGCCUGGAGGGCUGGCCCAUCCACUUCCCACCUAGGAUGCCCACCCUGAGCACGGCACCCGGCAGAGACUUCCAGCCGGUCAACCCGGGUUUUCCUUGGCAGUCAUCAUUCCCUCCGCCACGAGGUUCCAGAGGACAGGCAGACCCAGCAAGAGCCCCUCCAGAGAACGCAGAAGCAGGAGCAGCCGUCUAUCAAAAGCGCGAACGCCAGACUGCGGAUCCUGGAAAGCACUAACAGCUUCAACCCCUCUCCACUGGCACUCAGCUAGUCGCAUGAUGCCAUUUCUCUUUCAGUUGGCAUGGUGUGAUCUCUGGCCCCUCCCAAUGUGUGUGUGUGUGUGUGUGUGUGUGUGCGUGUGUGUGCGUGCAUACAUACACACAUAUAUAUAUAUAUAUAUAUAUAUAUAUAUAUACACACACACACAUACAUACACACACAUAUAUAAAAUUAUAUAUCUCUCUCCAAUGAAAUGUUGUUUAUAUACUUAAGUUUUAUAAGCCUAUUUGUGAAACACUGUUCUG
This is a messenger RNA of Pygocentrus nattereri (red-bellied piranha), 2397 nucleotides long. RefSeq names its product TNFAIP3 interacting protein 1 (gene tnip1). The transcript has 18 exons. Gene Ontology annotation, biological process: negative regulation of canonical NF-kappaB signal transduction; cellular response to lipopolysaccharide; regulation of transcription by RNA polymerase II. NCBI's taxonomy places the organism in Eukaryota, Metazoa, Chordata, Actinopteri, Characiformes, Serrasalmidae. Bases 155 to 2110 code for a protein of 651 amino acids. The record is from RefSeq and is a predicted model, not a curated record.